Molecule: messenger RNA, 2178 nt
Organism: Aspergillus steynii IBT 23096
Lineage: Eukaryota; Fungi; Ascomycota; Eurotiomycetes; Eurotiales; Aspergillaceae
Product: putative geranylgeranyl pyrophosphate synthase
Exons: 3
Coding region: 1-2178 (725 amino acids)
Biological process (GO): isoprenoid biosynthetic process
Molecular function (GO): prenyltransferase activity
Source: RefSeq, a predicted model, not a curated record
AUGUUUAAGCAGUACUCCCAGAUCCUGUCCCACAAGAGGAGGAAGAGUAAGGGAAGCGCCAUCCAGGUGCUGUCCGCUGCUCAGUCGGAACCCGCUUCGGAGGCGCCCACGGUGAAUGAGCCUGUUGAGACAUGGGUUCACUCGCAGCCGCUAGAUCUGGAGGGACAACAACAGAAUGAGUGUUUCACUACUCUCACGGCCCGCAUCCACAAAUACGACCAUGUCGCCCAGAGAGGAAGCGACCGGUUCAUCGAAGACCUCAACGCUGCGCUCGGCAGCGACAGCGAAAAGCGCAAAGAGAGCUACCUAACCUCGACGGUAGGAAACUACGCCAGCUUCCUGUAUCCCGAGUGCGCGCCCGACAAACUCGAGCUUGUCGCCUACUUGACCGAGUUGGCAAACUUCCAUGAUGACCAAGCUGAGAGCAAGGAGGAGCAGCCGGAGGGAGAGAAGCCCGAUGAGCAGACCGAGUCGCCUCGUUCCGAGGUCCGGAAGAAGCUUCUUCAGAAGGUAAUGGGUGGUUUGACCGACAAGGACGGACAAGACAUCAUCGACUGCUACCGGAGUACCUGGCUUGUUACUCCCGAGGUUCCGACGGCCGACAACUGCGCUAACCUUGACGACUAUGUCGCCCGUCGCCGGCUGAAUGCCGCAAUUGACGUUUACUGGACUCUAAUGGGCUUCGCACACGGCACGCGCCUCGGAAAAGAAGACCAAGCGAUCGUGCGAGACGCUUUGGAUGCAGCAGAGCGGACGAUGUUCUUCACGAACGAUUUCUACAGCUGGCCCAAGGAGAAGCGCGACUACAAGACGAGACGCGUUGCCAACGUGAACCUUUUCCUUAUGAAGCACGAAGGCCUGUCGGAAGAAGACGCUCGGGCCAAGACCAAGGAGCUCAUCCUUGAGAACGAAAAAGAGUUUAUCCGGAGACGCGAGACGCUGUAUCACAACAACCCCGAACUGCCUGCCCAUCUGAAGAAAUGGAUGGAGGUCCUUGGUGCCGCGCUCGGUGGCAUCCACUACUGGUGCAAGAACGCCCCGCGAUACGACGUCCCCGACGAGCCAUUUGAGGAGAGUGAAGACGAGUCCGAGUCCUCUGACGAAGACUCCGACGAGGAAUCCGGAGACGAGAAUGAAGAUGAGGACGAAGAGGGACAGGAAGAGGUUGCGGAAGAGCAACCCGUCGAACCUGAGGAGGAACUCCCUCUGUGGACUCCGCUCGUCGCUGAAGAGGAGGCUCCGGCAGUGAACCUGGACACCUCUGCUCUCCUUGCACCAACCGGCUACCUCGGCUCCAUUACCUCCAACGAAGUCCAGUCGGAGCUUCUCACCGCGCUGAACGUCUGGCUGCAGGUUCCCAACCGUCCGUUCAGCUUCAUCAAGCAGGUCGUUGAUGAGCUCCACCAGUCGACCCAGAUCCUGGCCGACAUCGAGGACCAGGCCACUUCUCACCACCAAAGAAGCGCUGCCCACCAGGUCUUCAGCCCCGCGCAGUGCAUGAACAGCGCUACUUACACCUUCGUCCGCGUCGCCAAGGUUGUCAGCAGCCUUAACGUUCCCGGCAUGCUCGGCGGUCUCCUCGAGGAGCUCGAGUCGCAUUUCAUCGGCCAAUCCUGGGACCUGAACUGGAGAGCUACCCUGGACUGCCCGACGGAGCAGGAAUAUCUGGCCAUGGUCGAUAAAAAGAGCGGAUCGCCCUUCCGCAUGCUGGUUCGUCUCAUGCAAUCCGCCAGCAUGGGUGGUGUGGCUCUGGACUUCGAGGGUCUUGCGCAGCUGUUCGGUCGCUGGUACCAGAUUCGCCAGGAGUACUUGGGUCUCCUGUCUGGCCGCAACCAGUCCAGCUUCGGCGAGGACCUUGACCAAGCGAAGAUCACCUACCCGAUUGUCCGCUGCUGCAACGUCGAUCCCACCGCGAAGGCUAUCAUCCUCGGCAUCUUCAGACAGAAGCCUCAGGGCGCUACUCUUUCGACGGAAAGCAAGUUGCAAAUCCUUGAGCUUCUGCAGAAGGCUGGUGCCGUGGAAGCCACCUACAACCUGGUCCAACAGCUUGGUCGCGACAUCGUGAAGAGUGUCGGUGAGCUGGAGACCGCUGCCGAGGAGGCGAACCCUACCCUGAAGGCUCUGGUGAAGUCUCUGGGUGAACUACCUGCCCCUGCUCAGAUCUACGGGUCUGCCUAA